AUGUUCGCUCAGGUCUUCGUUUUGUGCCUGGCCGCCGUCGCCCAUGCCGGCGUUGCCCCAGGCCCAGCUGUUGUCGCAGCUCCUGCUGUCCACGCUGCCCCUGUCGCCGCGUAUGGCGCGCACCACCUGGCGGCUCCAGUUGCCGCAUAUGGCGCUCACCACUUUGCUGCUCCAGCUGCCGUGUAUGGCGCUCAUCACUUUGCUGCUCCAGCUGCCGUCUAUGGCGCUCACCAGUUUGCUGCCCCAGCAGUCGCUAAGGUUGCUGCUGCUCCCGCUGUCGUUGCUGCUCCAGCUGUAGCCAAGGUGGCUGCUGCUCCAGCCCUCGUUGCUGCACCCGCUGUGGCUAAGGUCGCCGCUGUUCCAGCUCUUGCCAAGGCUGUGGUUGCCGAGCCAGUCUACGCACCACACCCAUACAGUUUCGGCUACGACACCGUUGACGAGCACGGCUCUCGUUCCUUCCACCACGAGAGCAGUGAUGCUAACAACUUCCGCAAGGGAUCUUACGGUUACACCGAUGCCUACGGCGUCUUCCGUGUCGUGGACUACGUCGCUGACGCCCACGGUUACCGUGCCAAUGUCCGCACCAACGAACCAGGCACUGCCGCUUCUGCACCAGCUGGUGCUCUUUUCGAUGCCAAGCCACUCGCUGUCAAGACAGUGAAGGCAGUUGCUGCUACCCCUGUCGUCGCUAAGGCCGUCGCUCCAGUCGCUGUCGCUGCUCCAGCUGUUGCCAAGGUUGCCGCUGCUCCAGUUGCUGUGGCUGCCCCAGCCGUUGCCAAGGUUGCCGCUGCUCCAGUCGUCCAUGCUGCUCCAGCAUUCGCUGCUCCCGCCCUCCACGCUGCUCCAGCUUUCGCUGCUCAUUCCGCUUAUGCUGCCCCAGCUGUCCAAGUCGGUCAUGCAGCCUAUGGCGCUCCAGCCGUUGCUCACUACGGCGCUGCCCCAGCUGUCCACGUCGGUCCUGCUGCCUACGCUGCACCAGCUGUCGCUCACUACGGUGCUGCCCCAGUCGGAUACGCCCACGGAUAUGCUGGUCAUCAUGCCGGUGUUGUUGCAAAGGCUUACUAG
This is a messenger RNA of Ornithodoros turicata, 1065 nucleotides long. Its product is annotated as cuticle protein 19.8-like. Lineage: Eukaryota; Metazoa; Arthropoda; Arachnida; Ixodida; Argasidae. Bases 1 to 1065 code for a protein of 354 amino acids. The record is from RefSeq and is a predicted model, not a curated record. The transcript has 3 exons.